AUGUCUAAUGCUACAGCUGGCCUGAAAGCAAGUAGGGAACGGUGCUACCAGUCACGAGACGAGUAUUUUCAGUGUUGGGACAAGUAUAAUAACGCAGAAGAUUCAAAGUGUAAAAAACUGAGGGAGAUCUUCGUUAAGAACUGUCCGACUUCUUGGAAUAGUGGGCUCGACAGGGUUUCCCAUUUCAUUCGCAAACACAAAUACGAAAAGUAUAAGCAGAAGUUAAUUGAUGAAGGGAUUUUAGUCACAGAUAUUGAUAAUUUAACUGUGAGCAGAAAUCGCAUGUGUCUCUCACCAUAUAGAGUCUUGCUAAGACCGGUUUCGUCCUGUAGUAUUCACUCUUCAUCAAAUCAAAGUCCUUCAAAGGGUUUGCAGUUUCCUAAAACAAAUAUUGAUAAGUUGGCUCAGUGUGGUUGUGUGAAUGAUGUACUUGUCGACGUAAGUGUUGAAGAAUUAUGUGAACGUAUGAAAGUAUUCGGCGUAAUAAAAUAUUUGGGUACACUGCGAACUCUGAAAGAUGUUCGUUAUCUAAAGACAUGUCGUUUACUACUGAAACACUUAUGCACUGCCUCGCGGUCGUUACCACCAUAUUUAGUGCUUGAAAUGGCAGAAGUACUCGUUCAUAUUUACAUGGAAGGGAAUGUUGAAGCUUUAGACGAAGAAUUGCGUCACAAGCUUUCAUAUUACACAAACACAGUACCGCCCUUUUUAAGACCGACCAUUCUUUUACUCUUACAAUCGUGCUCCCCAGUAAAUAUUGUACCCGAAUUGCCUUCUAAUAUAAUGUCAAGACCACUUGUCACCUUUGCACUUUUAGGUAAUUAUGCUCGGUAUGGAAAAAUGGAUCUUUUUCAAUCAUUGCUAUCAAUUGAAACACAUUUCGAUUUGCUUCAAAAUGAUCAGUUAUUACGGGUUUUGGCUUCUCACACUAUUUUUUAUCCAGCUAUAUCUUUUGCCUAUUUGAAAUAUUUGUCGCAACGUAAGAUCAUUCUGUCAAUUGACAGUAUGUGGCAUUUCAACUCCAUUGUUCGCUCUUCGAAUUGUUGGGAUGUUAGCAACACCAGAAUAUUGGCAGAUAGAAACUGCUCUAUUUGUCAAAAAAAAUUUGACGAGAAUCCGGAUUUUUCAGAAGCAGAGUUCAAACUUCUUAAGAAUGAAAUAAUGCAAGUUCUUUAUUACUUUUUGGAUUUGAGAUAGGU
Messenger RNA from Thelazia callipaeda (thelaziosis nematode), 1199 nucleotides. The record is from the annotation of a GenBank genome assembly. Lineage: Eukaryota; Metazoa; Nematoda; Chromadorea; Rhabditida; Thelaziidae.